UAGGCAUAGCUACACCCAUCAUUGCUAUCAGCAAUUAAAGAUGGCUAGAGAGACUGUUCUAGAGGAACUGUUUGAAGCAGCCCCAGAAGCUGUAGGGCUAGCAAUGAUUAUAACAAACGACUACAAGGACAACCCAAAGUAUUCAAACCUAGAAGCUACAGAAAGUGAUGGAGCUUCAAUGGCUGCAGCCUUUACAGAGCUAGGCUACACCAUUGUCCAUAAACACAACAUCACGGGGCUAAUCCUGGCAAGUAUUUUAAGGAGAACAAGCAAUAUCCAAUACCCAAAGUCUUGCAAAAGGAUAGCUUUUGUAUUUGCUGGCCAUGGACGAAAUGAGUCUAAAUCUGAGACCACUCUAUUAAUUAUGAAUGAUGGAGAGAGUAUAACAAUAGACUUCAUUGUUGAGACCCUUUCUCCUCGUGAUCCUGGUAAUGCAAUCGGUAAUAAGGUCCGCAUGUUCUUCAUUGAUGCUUGUAGAGGAGAUGGCAAAGACGAAGGAAGGCUUGUACCUCGAGGUGGGGAUUGUAUAGAAAAGCAACGGCUAUCAAGCAAUGCUGCUAACUACUUGCUUUGCUUUUCAACACUUGCUGGUUUCCAGUCUUACGAAGUAAAAGAAACUGGUGGAGGGUCUCGGGGACUAUGGCUGCCACGCAUUGCCAGAAAUCUGACCACUUGUGAUGAUUCAAUUGGUGACAUUCUGGUAAAAGUAAAUGAGGAGCUUUCAACUGAGUUUCAAGACAAAGAGAAGUAUCCAUAUAUGAUGCAACCAGUUUUGACCCAGACACUCAAUGAGUCAGUGUUCCUGCUAAGGGAAAAGCCGCAAGCAGGACUAAGUGUAAAGCACACAGCUAAAACAACAAGUAGUGAUAAAGAUCAAAGAUCAAAUUUGUAUCACCGUGCUACAUCCUUGCCCACCAAACCUAGUGCUGGUCAGGCAUCCAGGCCUGAAUUAGCAGCUGCUUUCUCACAACAAACACACGGAGCUCAAAUCCACACUUCAGAACAGUCUCUACCUCCUGUAUUUGCUCAGUCAACAUCACUGCCUGGUGGAAAUUUAUGCGUAACUCCGCCAAGUCGCCAAAAGUGUCAAGUGGAAGCUAGGGAAGGAGCAACGAGCUUGCCAUCAAGAAUAGAAUUAGUACAACGAAAAGCACCACUCCCCGAUGACAGUGGUUAUUACAAAAAACAGCUUAAUGAGUUGAUGCAGAAGAAGAUCAUUAGUGAUUCUUACACUAAAAGUUGGAAGGUAGUUCCCGACCCCAAGAUUCAAGGUAAAUUUAAAGCCACAGUUGAGUGUGUGCUGCUAGUUGGUGACAAUAGCACUGUCUCUGGAGAUAGCAAGGAAUAUUAUGAUAAAAAGAAUCUUGCUAAAGAAGCAGCAGCUGAAGAUGCUGUUAGAAAAAUAGAGAAAAUAUUACCUAGAGCAGCUUCAGCAAGCAUAAGUUCACCGCCACCAAUAGCCAUAGUUAGAAGUGAUAUACCAGUACUUAUGAACAAGCAGAAUCUUAACAAUCAUUUUCAAGGGGAGCUACGGGAUAGUCUACCAAUCUAUGAUACAGUGCCAGUUGACAGUGGAUUUCAAUGCAGUAUAACCCACAAACGGUUUGGCAUCAAAGCAAUUACUGGUGACGUGUGCUCUUCAAAGAGAGAAGCAGAAGACAGUGCUGCAUCUAAAGCAUUGAAACACUGUUAAAAUAUUAGAAUUACAAUAAUAUGUAUGUCAUGUAAUUAUAAUCAACUUAUUAUUAUUAUUAUCAUUGUAGUAUAAAUAUUAAAAACUUCUAUGCAUGUAGUAAUGAAGACAUGCAUGUCUUAAACAGAA
Amphimedon queenslandica is the source of this 1822-nucleotide messenger RNA. RefSeq lists its product as uncharacterized. The coding region runs from base 41 to 1693 and encodes 550 amino acids. NCBI's taxonomy places the organism in Eukaryota, Metazoa, Porifera, Demospongiae, Haplosclerida, Niphatidae. The record is from RefSeq and is a predicted model, not a curated record. Gene Ontology annotation, biological process: proteolysis. The transcript is spliced from 3 exons. Gene Ontology annotation, molecular function: cysteine-type endopeptidase activity.